This is a messenger RNA of Triticum urartu, 1005 nucleotides long. The record is from RefSeq and is a predicted model, not a curated record. Lineage: Eukaryota; Viridiplantae; Streptophyta; Magnoliopsida; Poales; Poaceae.
GCUCGACUGACGGAAGCAGCUCGCGGUCUGCUCUCAUCCCCUCCUCCUCGUCGUCGUCGAGCGGCAGCGGCCAGCGUCCGUCGGGAGACCGGCAUUUCCUCUUGGCGGGGGCCGAAUCCAAUCCGAGCUUUUCAGCGCAUAAAUAAUUUGCUAACAUGCAGACAAGCGGCCAGUAGCCUUUGCACCGUUUGAGGCACAAUGAAGAUAGCUUUUCUCACGCUGUUGGUUCUCUCUCUGCUCCUGUUCCCCAGUGGAAUCUGCAAGAGUUUGGCUGCAGGGCCUCCUGUUGUGAAUAUUGGCUCUAUUCUUCAAUUUAACUCCACCACUGGAGGUGUUGCGGAGGUUGCCAUCCGUUCAGCCUUGGAAGAUAUCAACUCUGAUCCAACAGUUCUAAAUGGAACUACACUAAAGGUUAAAAUAAAAGAUACAAAUUGCUUUGAUGGUUUCCUUGGCAUGGUUCAAGGUUUGCAGUUCAUGGAGACUGAUGUUAUUGCAAUCGUUGGCCCUCAGUGCUCCACAAUUUCUCAUAUAAUUUCAUAUGUAGCAAAUGAGCUCCGAGUCCCUUUGAUGUCCUUUGCUUCUGAUGCAACUCUUUCAACGAUACAGUUCCCAUUCUUUGUUAGAACUGGUUCCAGUGAUCUCUAUCAAAUGGCGGCUGUGGCAGCAAUUGUUGAUUAUAACCACUGGAAGAUAGUGACUGCCAUAUACAUUGAUAAUGAUUAUGGUAGAAAUGGAAUUAUUGCUUUGGAUGAUGCACUCACUAUAAAGCGUUGCAAAAUCUCAUACAAGGUGAGUUUUCCUUCCAAUGCUAAAAGGAGUGAGCUCAUAAAUUUGUUGGUUAGUGUCAGUUAUAUGGAGUCUCGUGUUAUCAUUCUCCAUACUGGAGCUGAACAUGGACUCAAGUUUUUCUCCAUGGCAAACCAACUGAACAUGAUGGGCAACGGCUAUGUGUGGAUUGCAACUGACUGGCUGUCUGCGUAUCUUGAUGCUAAUUCAUCAGUUCCU